UUUUGGGUAAUCCUUCCUUUGUUUGUUCAUAUUGUGAUAUGAUGUUCAUGCGUGUCUCCUCCAAUGUCCAUUGCUUGAAUUCGGAAAUUGAGGAGGAGAUAAAGUGGUUUCAGCUCAUUCAUUCGAGUUGGUAAACAAGAAAACAUAUUGCUGAUCUGAGUGAGGCCUUUCCAGUUAGUUCUCAAGAAGAGCUGUUUUCUGUAUCCUGGAAAACUGGAAAACAUUGAAAGCCAUUCAUUCAUCACACUAAUCUCUGGGCAGUCUCUGAAACUGAAAAUAGAGCCCCUUGGCCAUUGAAACUCUGCGCGCGCUCGCUCUCGUUCUCGCGCGCGUGUGAGAUUCAGAUUCAACUCGAAGGUUUGCAGAGUGAAUACGAUCACCCGAGUACUUCGCCUCAUAAGACGAGUUCUUUUCAGCUGCUUCAGGUGAAAAUGCUGUGCUCUUGCUCUGGUGAGCAAUUCAAGUUCGAAGAGCCCCCACAAUCUCCGGAGUCGUUAGCCACUCGUGACUUCUCUGCCAGUGGACUUUCCUCGAGAACCGGUGACUGGGAAUCUAAGUUUGAUGACACCCAGGUCGACGAAGUCGAGUCUUCUCUCAGAGAGGCUCUUUCCUUAAACUACGAGGAAGCAAGAGCCUUGUUGGGGAGGCUAGAGUGUCAAAGAGGGAAUUAUGAUGCCGCCCUUCAGGUGUUUCAAGGGAUCGACAGUCAGGGCUUGUCUUCUAGAAUGACAAGGGCUAUUUACGAGAGGGUCCGACGGAGGAAGCCUCGUAACAAAGCCAUCAAUAAUGUUCCCACUAGUGUCAUGUCAAUGCAUUCUGUAAGCCUCCUUCUCGAAGCAAUACUACUCAAAGCUAGAUCUCUAGAGGGACUUGCGCGUUACACAGAGGCUGCAAAAGAGUGCAAGAUGAUCUUGGAUAUUGUCGAGUCGGCACUCCCCAAUGGGUUGCCCGAGGGUGGUGCUGAAGAUUGCAAGUUGCAGGAGAUGUUGCACAAGGCACUAGAGUUGCUCCCUGAACUCUGGACAAGGGCUGGGUCCCUAGACGAGGCCAUAGUCGCUUAUCGGAGAGCUCUUACCAAGCCAUGGAAUUUGGAUCCUGAGAAACUGGCAAGCAUUCAGAAAAAGUUGGGGUCAAAUCUGCUCUACGGUGGCGGUGGGAUUGAAACGAGUCACAAAGCAGCGGGCCUGAGAACUACCGAAAAUAACACGGAGGAAGCUAUACUUCUGUUCUUGAUUCUCAUGAGGAAGGUGGCUCUUGGGCAGAUAAAAUGGGACGAAGAAAUUAUGGACCAUUUAAGUUACGCACUAUCAAUCACGGGACAAUACGAGUUAUUAGCAGAGCAUUUUGAGCUUGUUUUGCCUGGUGUAUAUGAUCGAGCGGAUCGGUGGUAUUAUCUUGCGCUCUGCAAUGCUUCUUCAGGUCAGAACGAAACAUCCAUUAACCUUCUGAAGAAGGUUUCGGUCCCAUCCGAGGCAAAGCGCAGGCCUCAUCUGCAUUCUUCUCUUCUAGGUGCAAAGUUGUGUUCCGAAGAUCCAAAUCAUGCGCGUGAUGGGAUAAAUUUUGCCCGUGGAUUAGUCAGCUUGGGUGAUAGUAAGAUGAAGCAUUUCUUGGUCCAAGCCCAUAAGUUACUUGGACAAUGCUACGGGCAAGCGGCAAGAAUCUCUGUAUCAGACUCCGAGAGGGUUCGAUACCAGAAAGAGGCUCUCAGGUCUCUUAAUGAAGCAGUUCUUGAAGGGAAAGAGGAUCCUCUAAUAAUGUAUAGCCUCGGGCUUGAGAACGCAGUCCAGAGGAAUCUCGAUGUAGCUUUUGAUAGCAUGAUGGUGUGCUCAGAUAUGGUCGAGGGCAACUCAGGGAAAUGUUGGAAGUUAAUUUCCCUCAUACUCUCUGCAGAGAAGCGGUUUCCUGAUGCCAGAGAGAUUGUAGGUUUCCCUCUGAAUAAGGUUGAAAGGCUUGACCAGCUUGAGCUUUUAAGUGGAUAUGGGUCUAGAUCUGUAUAAAUUCAAUGAAAAUUUAAUAUGGUAUCAGAGCGCAGGUUACGCGUAGCGCGCCCACGCGAGUGUGCGCACCUACACAGCGCCAAGCCCAAUAUGUCUGAGUGCAGCUAAGAGUGCGCCUCGUGUUAGUC
Punica granatum (pomegranate) is the source of this 2125-nucleotide messenger RNA. Lineage: Eukaryota; Viridiplantae; Streptophyta; Magnoliopsida; Myrtales; Lythraceae. The record is from RefSeq and is a predicted model, not a curated record.